AUGGUCUCUAAAAUCGCAAAUAAAAAUGUCCUGCUUAUUGGUGGUACAUCUGGCAUCGGUUUCGCGGUCGCCAAACAAGCUGUCGCGGACGGCGCAACAGUGACCGUCACAUCCUCGUCCGAAGAAAGAGUAUCCAAAGCUGCCGAUAGCCUUCGUAAUAGCAACCCGACCAGAGCCUCAGCAGUACGCAGCUAUGUGGCCGACCUCUCCAUCAAAGACGAACUGGACACAACCAUCGAAAAGCUACUCAAAUACGCCGCGGAAACCGCGCCAAUUGACCAUAUUGUCUUCACUGCUGGCAAUGUACCUCCAAUGGUACCACUUGCAGAGGCUUCUUUCAGUGAUCUCGACGCGUAUCUCACUGUUCGUUUGUUUGGCGCGAUGGCAGUGGGGAAAUAUGCGCCCAAGUACAUGGUUUCCAGCAAGAGCUCGUCCAUUACCUUGACUACUGGGACUCAAAGCAAGAAGCCAUCAAUUUGGCUGGCGCCUGCUGUGGCAGGAUCAGUGGAAGGUCUGAUGAAGGGUCUGGCUAUUACGCUAGGACCUAUCCGCGUCAACGCCGUUUCGCCUGGUUUUAUUCUGACGGAGCUGACGGAUCGACUCCCCAAGGAGAUGAAGGAGGGCGCGAUUGAGAAGUAUACUCGACAGUCGCUCACAAAGGAUAUUGGCUAUCCUGAAGACGCAGCUGAGGCCUACCUGUACCUGAUGAAGGACUAUUUUGUGACGGGGUCAACUGUGGCAACUAAUGGAGGGGCUUGGUUGGUUUGA
Penicillium subrubescens is the source of this 768-nucleotide messenger RNA. Its product is annotated as SDR family NAD(P)-dependent oxidoreductase. The coding region runs from base 1 to 768 and encodes 255 amino acids. The record is from RefSeq and is a predicted model, not a curated record. Gene Ontology annotation, molecular function: oxidoreductase activity. The transcript has a single exon. Lineage: Eukaryota; Fungi; Ascomycota; Eurotiomycetes; Eurotiales; Aspergillaceae.